Molecule: messenger RNA, 369 nt
Organism: Musca vetustissima
Lineage: Eukaryota; Metazoa; Arthropoda; Insecta; Diptera; Muscidae
Exons: 3
Coding region: 1-369 (122 amino acids)
Source: RefSeq, a predicted model, not a curated record
AUGUAUUCGAAUUUGGAACCCUACAGAUACACCAAAGAGGGUGAUGGGCACUUUCUUUCCCCUGGCAUGUAUAAUUCACUAUUGGCACGCUGUCGCUGUGGUAGACCUCAUUCGGACGUGCAUUUGUUGAGAUGCUUACAAAAGGAACAGAGUAAAUAUUUGAAGGAUGCUAAAAACCUUCAGCAAGUGGAUGAUAACAAAUUGGAACAUGUGGAAUUGCCAAAAACAUCUAAUGCAUUUGUUGGCUGGCACACAAAGCAACCGAUAUAUAAACAAUGGGAGGAAUCUAUUAAAUAUAAAUCACCGAUUUAUGAUAUGCCCGGAGAAAGGAUAACAGAUACACCUUACAAUGCAAUAAUUAUUGGAUAG